AAGUUGCAGAGCGUGGUGUGCAUUGUUCCUGGUGGAUUGUAGAUCUUGAGACGAAGUGGAAAUCAACAUCACCGAUCACAACAAAACAUUCAAUAUUUGUGAUAUUAAACAGGGCUUAUUGCCAGUGUUGUGCUGCUACAUCUUAGAACCAUCUUGCCAAAAUGUCCGGAUUUGAUGACCCAGGAAUUUUCUUUAGUGAUAGUUUCGGUGGUGCCGAAUCAAUCGGAGACGAUGGGUCUGUGAAAAGGAGUCAUCUGAAGAAAAGAUUUCGCGAAUUUUUAAGACAGUUUCGUGUUGGUACGGAUCGCACUGGAUUCACAUACAAAUACAGAGAUGAGUUGAAGAGACACUACACUUUGGGGGAGUACUGGAUCGAGGUUGAAAUGGAGGAUUUGGCCAGCUUCGACGAAGACCUCUCCGACUCCCUCUACAAGUUGCCCUCGGAGAACCUGCCCCUGUUGGAGGAGGCCGCCAAAGAAGUGGCGGAUGAGGUGACUCGUCCCCGGCCUGCGGAGGAUGAGACUGUGCAAGACAUCCAGGUCAUGCUGAAGAGCGAUGCCCAUCCGGCCAACAUCCGCAGCAUGAAGUCUGAGCAGGUGUCUCGCCUGGUGAAGAUCCCCGGCAUCAUCAUCGCCUCCACAGCCGUGCGUGCCAAGGCCACCCGUGUGUGUCUGCAGUGCCGUGGCUGCCGUGCCGUCAUCAGCAACAUCCCCAUCCCACCGGGCCUGCAGGGCUACGCUCUGCCCCGCAAGUGCAACACUGAUCAGGCUGGCCGUGUGAAGUGUCCGGUGGACCCCUACUUCAUCAUCCCGGACAAAUGCGUGUGUGUGGACUUCCAGACGCUCCGACUGCAAGAGUCGCCGGAUGCCGUUCCCCACGGAGAGAUGCCCAGACACAUCCAGCUCUACUGCGACAGGUAUCUGUGUGACCGCGUGGUGCCAGGCAACAGGGUGACCAUCAUGGGCAUCUACUCCAUCAAGAAGGUGGCGGCCGCCAAGGGCAAGGGGCAGUCCAAGGCGGCCACCAUUGGCAUCCGCUCCUCCUACAUGCGGGUAGUGGGCAUCCAAGUGGACACCGAGGGAGCAGGUCGUGGGGUCACAGCCUCCGUGUCUCCUCAGGAGGAAGAGGAUCUGCGCUCUCUGGCUGGCUCUGCUGACAUCUACUCCUCCCUCGCACGCUCCAUCGCUCCCUCCAUCUACGGCAGUGAGGACAUGAAGAAGGCCAUCGCUUGCCUGCUGUUCGGCGGAUCCAGGAAGAGACUUCCAGAUGGACUAACACGCAGAGGUGACAUCAACCUGCUGAUGCUGGGAGAUCCAGGAACGGCCAAGUCUCAGCUGCUGAAGUUCGUGGAGAGGUGCUCUCCCAUCGGGGUGUACACGUCGGGGAAGGGCAGCAGUGCGGCCGGUCUGACGGCCUCUGUCCUGCGGGACCCCAACACUCGCGGCUUCAUCAUGGAGGGAGGGGCCAUGGUGCUGGCAGACGGUGGCGUUGUGUGCAUUGACGAGUUUGACAAGAUGAGAGAAGAUGACAGAGUGGCCAUCCACGAGGCUAUGGAGCAGCAGACCAUCUCUAUUGCCAAGGCUGGCAUCACCACCACCCUCAACUCGCGCUGCUCUGUGUUGGCGGCUGCUAACUCUGUGUUCGGGCGUUGGGACGACACCAAGGGCGAGGACAACAUCGACUUCAUGCCCACCAUCCUGUCCCGUUUCGACAUGAUCUUCAUCGUCAAGGACCAUCACGACCAGGAGAGAGACAUGACGCUGGCUCGCCACGUGAUGAACGUCCACUUGAGUGCCCAGACCCAGACGGAGGGGGUGGAGGGGGAGAUCUCCCUGGCCAAGCUCAAGAAGUACAUCGGCUACGCCAGAGCGAAGUGUGGUCCGCGUCUGUCGGCAGCGGCGGCUGAGAAGCUGAAGAACCGCUACGUGGUGAUGAGGAGUGGGGCCAGAGAGCACGAGCGGGAGAGCGACAAGAGGGCAUCCAUCCCCAUCACCGUCAGGCAGCUGGAGGCGGUGGUACGUAUCGCUGAGUCGCUGGCCAAGAUGAAGCUGCAGGCCGUGGCUGGAGAGCAGGAGGUGGACGAGGCCCUCCGACUCUUCCAGGUCUCCACCCUGGAUGCCGCCAUGUCCGGCAGCCUGUCAGGUGUGGAGGGCUUCACGUCUCAGGAGGAUCAGGAGAUGCUGUCCCGCAUUGAGAAGCAGCUGAAGAGGCGCUUUGCCAUCGGCUCCCAGGUGUCGGAACACAGCAUCGUCCAGGACUUCACCAAACAGAAGUACCCAGAGCACGCCAUCUUCAAGGUGCUGAUGCUGAUGCUGAGGAGAGGAGAGCUGCAGCAUCGUAUGCAGAGGAAGGUGCUCUACAGGAUCAAGUAGAGACGGCACGCCGCAAUCUACUGCCUCUGGUCAUCAACAUCCGCCAUACUGAGGCAGACGGAUGACAACUCUUCUGGGUUUUUGUUAAUCCAUGAUUUGAGGAAGUACGUGGAGUCAUGUGUUGCCUCAUAUCAACUUGUAAAUAGAAAGAAAUAAGUACUUGAUUGUGUUCCACUCCUUGUUAACUGAAUACGGAUCAAAAUUCUGAAAGAUGUGUUGACUCUCACGAAAUGGAGCUGUUUGGCUAUAAUGUGCAGGUUAUGGUUGCGAACUGCCACCCUGUCUUGCUUCCAGGUGAAUGUUUUGUGAUGUCAUGGCAACCAGUCAGUUGAUGUAUAAUGGAGGAAGCAACACAGACAAGCUGUAAUAACAGAUGUGGCUUUUGUAUGUUGUGGUAAAAAGUGAAAUAAAUAAAAUACAUUAUUCAUA
Messenger RNA from Engraulis encrasicolus (European anchovy), 2801 nucleotides. It is a transcript of the gene mcm5, whose product is annotated as minichromosome maintenance complex component 5. Lineage: Eukaryota; Metazoa; Chordata; Actinopteri; Clupeiformes; Engraulidae. Gene Ontology annotation, cellular component: MCM complex; nucleus. The transcript is spliced from 16 exons. The record is from RefSeq and is a predicted model, not a curated record. Gene Ontology annotation, molecular function: ATP binding; 3'-5' DNA helicase activity; DNA replication origin binding. The coding region runs from base 162 to 2372 and encodes 736 amino acids. Gene Ontology annotation, biological process: double-strand break repair via break-induced replication; DNA replication; DNA replication initiation.